AUGCAAGCACCGGAGAAUCAAGUGGAGUUCCACAUUUCAGCUGCAACUUACGCAGCUCGGGUAGCACAAAUAAUUUGGGAACAGCCGCUGAUGCAGUCGCGCGCCCCUCUGAUUGAGCAAGGUAAUAAUCAAGUGUCGGCAAGGCAUCAUGGGUUGUCCUCUCAGGCUCAUUUGUGGAUGUGGGGGCCAAACCACCAGGGGCUCCCCUCAAUUCCGGCUCGGACCGGUUCCUCUCAGACAUUAAAGGUAUUUGCGGCUUCCUCACCAGGUCCAGCCUUUUCAAAAACGGUUAUUCUCCCCACAGUGUCCUUUUUGGUUAGUGGCUCUGGUGGAGCCACAGUUAAGGCGCGGGCCUUUCUGGACAGUGGGGCUCGGGGCUGCAUCAUUACUAUUGAACUGUACUCGCAAACUGAGGAACAAGGAAAAAAUAAAUCAAAGUGUUUUAGUAAAAAUGAUACAGUGCUAUAUAAAAGGUUUAUUACGAAAGCUAAAUACACUUGGUGUAAGGGAACGAUACUUGCCAGCUUAGGAAGGGUUGUAUAUUUGGUUAAAGAUUUGAACACCCUAGAGAAUUGUAAAAGACACAUAAAUCAGCUGGUGCCUUAUAAAGGGUAUAAUGACCAUCCUCAAAGUUAUCCUCAGUAUAGAACGCAAAGCCCAGCUGUAAACCAACAUAUACCAUCUCCGUCACCGUUGCAGACUACGAUUAGAAGUUCACCGGGUGCUUCAAGGGUGCCUAUUCUGCUUUCAUCGUCACCAAAUGUGGGUGGGCGCAAUUUACCUAGAAGGACAGUCGAACUUGACGAACCUAAUACGAGUACGAUGACAUCACCAUCUAGGGAAGAGGAGGAUAUAGAGGAUCCUCUUACUACAGCAGGAGAGCAGCAAGCUUGUCUCAGGAAUUCGGCAGGAGUUACUGGAGAGAGAGAAGAUAACUCUGAGGAUGAGCCAACAGAAUUGGAAACGGUACCUGUGGCACCGAGUGAGACUCCGAUACAAAGUUCACCAUCGAGUCCGAUACAAGUACCAAGGAGGUCAUUACGGAAACGUCCAAAAGUUUGUUAUAAAAAAUACUUUUAG
Molecule: messenger RNA, 1080 nt
Organism: Arctia plantaginis
Lineage: Eukaryota; Metazoa; Arthropoda; Insecta; Lepidoptera; Erebidae
Source: the annotation of a GenBank genome assembly